CAACUGUGGAGCUUAACAUUCUCUCCUAUCCCUAACUCGACACACAUCCCCCACAAAUGACACCAUCCUUUCCCCUCCAGCGUCGCGUUAACGGAAACUAUGUGCGCACUACGCGCACUACGCAUUUUCAUCCAGCCAAUCCCCUCCUCUCCAUCGCAAUUCCCAAAUCAAAAACCCUAAUUAAUGGCCAUGCCUUUUCUUUUCUUCUUCAGUUGCUUCUUUGGAGCUCACAGAAGAUUCAAGUUUUAACUUCCCCUUCUCAAUUUUCGCUUUCUCCUUUAAAGUUUGGGAUUUUUUGUUUGCGAAUUUUGACUGAAAAACCCUAGAAGCUCGACAGCUUCCAUUUCCAAGCUCCGAGUUUUCUUUUCACUUAUCUGGGUUCCUUUUCGAAUUUGAACUGAGCACCCUAAUCCCGAGAGCUCAAAUUUUCAAGUUUGGGAUUGUAAUUUCACUGUUUUAGAUUUGUUUUACCUAAUCAGUGGCUAAAAAUCCCAAAUUUCAUUGUUUUUUGGUUCGAGAAUUCGUCCCGUUGGUUUGUGCUAAGAAGAAGCUGUGAUUGUUUCAGAGGAAUAGCAGGAAAAGCUUUCAAAUUUCGUCGAAAUGUCGGUCGAGAGGUCCUUCGAAGCUUGGGAGGAGGUGCAGCGCCAUGGGCAGGACUUGGCGGAUCGCCUCACGCAGGGAUUCACGGGUUUGAUUCAGUCUCAUAUCACUCCACCGUCGUUUCAUUGGCCAAACCCUAACACAUCGAAGCUCUUCGACCUUGAAUUCCCGAACCAGAGUUUUGGUAAGAGGGAUUUUGUUGGGUUGGUGGCUGAGAACCCGGGCAUUAAUGGGGUUUCGGCGAUUCUGGAUAUUGGUAACAGGAUUGGGCAAGCAGGGGCGGAUUUUGGUGCGUGCUUGAAUGGGAUGGUUCAGCAGUUCUUUAGGACCUUACCUGUACCGUUUAGGCAUGAUGAGAAUGUUGAUUUGGCGGUAAUUCGGAUGGAUUCAGAUAAGGUUAAGCAGAGAGCCGAUAUGAUUUUGAGUGGUAAGGAAGAUUUGGGGCCACUGAAGGAACGGUUGAAGGAUUUCAGGGUUGUGGAGAGUGACGGUGGCUCUGAUGGUGUGGUGGAUGAAGAACUUGGUGGCUUGAAUAUAAGGUCCGCUGGUCUUCUGGGUAGACCGCUGGGGACUGUAAAUACCACCACAAGUUAUGAUACUAGAACCCGUAAGCUGGAAAGUUCUUUCCUUGCAAGGGGAGACUUAUGGAGAGUAGAGGCUUCUAGUGGCAGUUCCACAUCUAGAAAUGACAAUUCAUCACUUUUCCUUGUCCAGCUUGGGCCGGUACUCUUUGUUCGUGAUGCAACUCUUCUUCUUCCUGUGCAUUUGUCAAAGCAACACCUACUUUGGUAUGGCUAUGAUAAGAAGAAUGGGAUGCAUUCUCUUUGUCCGGCUGUGUGGUCAAAACACAGAAGGUGGCUCUUAAUGUCAAUGGUCUGCCUGAAACCUUUAGCCUGUUCAUUUGUUGAUUUACAGUUUCCAAACGGGCAAUUUACAUAUAUAUCUGGUGAAGGACUUAGUACAAGUGCUUUCUUACCUCUUUGUGGUGGCCUUCUACAAGCUCAAGGUCAAUAUCCUGGAGAAAUGAGAUUCAGUUUCUCUCGCAAGAAUAAGUGGGGAACACGCAUCACACCUGUGAUACAAUGGCCAGACAAGUCUUUUACACUGGGUCUUUCACAAGCCUUGGCUUGGCAGCGAUCUGGUCUCAUGGUGAGGCCUACAAUACAGUUCAGGGCUAGGUCCGAAAGACGUCUUUGAGGUCACUGAUGGUUCCAGCAGGACUUUCCCAUUCCAAUCUUAAUUCUUUCCCUGCUAUUUAUGAUUCUGUUGGUUGGGUUGGAUGAAAGGUGUGUUCUCAAGUUGAAUUGGAGCUUAAUAAGAGUAAUUUUGUUGUGAUAUUUCAUAGAGUUACACGAGGUGAUAGAUGCAUAUGAUGCGUGUCUGCAUGUAACUUUACGAAACGGUUGGAAACUUUGGUAUCUUUGACUUGCAAUGUUUAUGUAGCCUAAGUUGUGAUAUUGAUCAUUAGAGGGUUAACUCACAUCAGAUUUCUUUUGCCGAGGGAAAAUUGGUACUGAGCAUGUUUUAAACUACUUUCUUACAUCCCUGUGAAGCGUGUGCACCUCAUUAAUAUUGGCAUCUUUUUAACCGGGUCAAGUAACACAUGCAAAGUCAUCUUUCAUUUUCAUGUGCAAUUUUAACAUUCAUGAUAGUUGGUAUUGACUGACAUGUUUCAU
Messenger RNA from Malus domestica (apple), 2276 nucleotides. The record is from RefSeq and is a predicted model, not a curated record. Lineage: Eukaryota; Viridiplantae; Streptophyta; Magnoliopsida; Rosales; Rosaceae.